This is a messenger RNA of Leptopilina heterotoma, 1647 nucleotides long. Its product is annotated as DNA ligase 1-like. Bases 1 to 1647 code for a protein of 548 amino acids. NCBI's taxonomy places the organism in Eukaryota, Metazoa, Arthropoda, Insecta, Hymenoptera, Figitidae. The record is from RefSeq and is a predicted model, not a curated record. The transcript has 3 exons.
AUGGCGUCCUUGCUACAUCAAUUAGAAGAGGCUAAACUCGAAAAUAAAUGGUUAUUCGCAUUAAAGCCUCCAAUUAUGGACAGUAUCAUGAUCCGUAUUAUUCGAAAUUGUAUCAGAAGAAACAAUUUAGAAAUUCACAAUUGCAUUCAAGAGAAUAUUUCUAAUCAUCCAUUGGACGGUGUUGAUUUUAAAGAAUGUUUGCUUUUUGUUCAGACGAGAUUAAAAAAUGAUUACCAAAAGGCCUAUGAUCUAAAUAAAAAACCAGUACCAUUGAAUUUGGAAAUAAAUGUGAAUCUUGAGAAUUUGAAUUUAAAUGAAAAUGAAGAAGUGGAAUUAGAGAUUGCUAAUGCUCCUGUCCCAAACCAGCGAAUUAAAAAUAAAUAUCGUCAAAAUAUAAGAUAUAGAAAAAGAAAAUUAGGACCAAAACACACACGUGGAAUAUGUCUAUUAACAUCAUCAAGUUCCAAUGAUGAUGAUGAUGCUAAAGAAGGAUUAAGGAAAAAUGUAAAGAGAAAAAUUCCAGUGAAGCAAAUUGGGGCGCAAAAAUCUUCUAUUCAUCUUGAGGAAAAUUCAAAAUCAAUUUUGAAUAAAGAGAAUUCGAGAAAAAAGGAAGAUGGUGCAAACACGAGUGUGGUUAAGGUAGCUACUCAACGAGAGCAAGCUGUAGAAAAAAUUGUUCCUUCAACAUCAAAUCAAGCACCUUUGAAAAAAACAACGAAAACGAAGAGGAAGAGGAUUAAGAUUGAUGCAUCUCAUGUCAAGGAUGAUGAUGAUGAGCAUAACGAUAGUAAUGAUGAUAACGAUGAUGAUGAUGUGGAUGAUGAUUACAACAUUGAUGAUGAUACUGGUUUGAUUUCUAAGAAGAGAAAAAAUGAAGAAGAAAGAAGAUUUGAAGAAGCAAUAAAAAGAGCGAAAAAAUAUGCUCGUAACGAAAACUCAUUCGAAGAGACACCUGUUAACUUACUACCACGUCGGAAGAAACUCUUUAAUUUAGAUGACUCGGUUACUGAAUUCCAUACUCAGGAAUCGAAUGCUGAAAGUGAUGAUGGCCCCCCAUGUUCAAAAAAUAUAAGUAAUAUGAAGGAAAAAUCAAUCGACAAAUUAACUUUCAAUUUAGAAAAUUUUGGUCCGGUCGAUGCGAAUGUUUCGAAUGCUGGUCUUAGGUUAGAAGCUCCUGAUAAAACUGUUGAUGGCCGCCAUUGCACGUUGGUCUUGGAUAAAAUAAGUGUAAAAUCAGUCCAUACGUUAAGAAAAAGAGGUGAUAAUUCGCGUACUAAUGCUGCGAAUGAUUUGAAUACAGAAAAUGUUACGUCAGAAGCGAUUGAAAAAAUUGAUGGUGGCAGCCAAUGCACGUUUGAAUCAAAGGAGACAACCGAAAAUGUGGAAAAUUCGUGCAGUAUUGCUACGAAUGAUUUGAAUACAGAAAAUGUUACGUCAGAAGCGAUUGAAAAAAUUGAUGGUGGCAGCCAAUGCACGUUGGACAAGGAUAAUAUUAGUGUAAAAUCAGUCCGUACGUUAAGAAAAAGAGGUGAUAAUUCGCGUACUAAUGCUGCGAAUGAUUUGAAUACAGAAAAUGUUACGUCAGAAGCGAUUGAAAAAUUGAUGGUGGCAGCCAAUGCACGUUGGACAAGGAUAAUAUUAGUGUAA